AGAAAGAGAAAGAAAAAGAGGGAGGGAGAGGGAGAGAAGAGGAACAGUGGUUCCCUCCUUCUUUUUCAUUCACUUCCUCUCUGCACUGAGGAGACCUCACUGCUCAGCCUGCACUCGCCUACACUUUUGAUGCUGGCUGCAAGAUUUUGAUAUCUGUCAAACAAGGACCAAAACAGAUCACAUGCAGUCUCAGCAACGUGCAGAAGUUGUUGGCGAUCCAAAUGGCUCCCGCAUUAUCUUCUCCAAGGAGCCUGGAGGUUCCUCUGGUCAGCAGAUUGUAACUUCCCCAGAGCUGACCCAUGAGGUGAUCAUCUCCCCUGGACUCCCUACGCCUCCUCUGAGCCCCUUUUGCUCUGCAGGGCUGCCAUUAGGAGAGUUCAAGGUUUCAGAAGUGAAUGGAAGUGGACCAACAGGUCUCAGCUUUGGAUCUUACUAUGGUCCCUCACAAUCGCAUGGUGGCCUGUCCAAUGGCGUCCAGAGCUCUGCCACUUUACCACGCAGCUGGGCUCCCACCAGGGAGGAGAGGCUUAUCAAGUUCUCAGGAAUCGGUCCAGUGGAUGAAACUGGGAUGCCCAUUGCCUCCAGAUCAAGUGUGAACAAGCCCAGAGACUGGUACAAAAGCAUGUUCAGACAGAUUCACAAGAAGCCAGAGGAACCUGAGCUGGAGGAUUCAGAGCGGUGGUCAGCCGAACGGCUCCAGUUAUCUGCCAACACAGAAGAAAGCAAUGAAGCUGACAAGAAUCUCUUCAGACUAACACCUUAUGGAGCUCUACCAGACUGGAGUGAGGAUGUAGAUAAGCUGUCAGACCCGGGAAAGCAGCACCCUCAGCCGAAGAGCAUAUUCGACUUUGAGCCUGGAAGGAGCACUGCCUCAGAAAGCCACAGCCAGGCUCAUCUAUCCCUGAAGAAACAGCCUGAGAAACCAAAGUCCCCUUCUAUUGAAGCCAGUCUGGUCUCUGAGCUGAGUCGAUUUGAGGCUGAGCUGGACUCGGAGAUCCAGGGCCUGGAGAGGAGGCUUUCCCAGAAGAAGCAGCAUCGAGGCCGGGGUGAGGAGGCCAGAAACAGGGAUCCGGUACCUGCUCCAAAGACUGGGACUACAAACUACAGCAAUUCAUCAGCCUCAAAGCAGCCUGUCCAUCGCUCUGUUGGCACAUCAACCUCUGCUCCCACAUAUGUAGAACGUCUCUCUCCUGCAAAUGAAACCAUGGAGCUGCCACCUAAGAAAGAGGAGAAAAAGAUGAAAGCAGCACGAGCCAAGUUCAAUUUCCAGGCUCAGUCACCCAAGGAGCUCAUGCUGCAGAAAGGCGACAUUGUUUACAUCCACAGGCAGGUAGAUGCCAACUGGUUUGAAGGAGAACAUCAUGGGAGAGCUGGCAUUUUCCCCACAUCUUAUGUGGAGAUUCUGCCUCCGACAGAGAAGCCGACUCCUAUAAGGUCUCCCACUUUACAGGUGUUGGACUAUGGGGAAGCUGUGGCUCUGUUUAACUUCAAUGCUGACCUACCUGUUGAACUUUCUUUUCGUAAAGGUGAGGUGAUAGAUAUAACCCGACGUGUUGACGAUAAGUGGUUAGAGGGGAGGAUCUCAGGGACCAACCGGAGCGGCAUCUUCCCAGCCAAUUAUGUCCAGGUCAACAAGAUGCCCCGCACCAAAUACUCCACAGAUGACUACUCACCUGGCCCAAUGUCUCCUGUCUCCCCUGGACCCCCGAGUCCAGGACGUCCACUCCACUCACCCUGCCCGCGGUCACCGUUAUCCCCUUUCACCCCUACUUCCCUCAGCCCCAAACCAGAGCACUCCCCCCUGAAGCCGUCGUCACCCGUACCUUACGGCAGCCCAGUUUCACAGUCACGCUCCCCCACCCAGACACCCGUAUCCAAAGAAAUGGCUAAUCGGUGGCCCCACAGUACCUCCAAAACUGCUUCACCUACCAACCAGAACAGCCACUGGCCUGGGACACCCUCAGCUAACCAGAGCUCCAUGGCUAGAGCUGUUUCACCUCCCACUCAGCCAUCAGCAUCUGUACACAGAGCAGGAGCUACCACAGCGCACACUCCCAGAUACACUGACCCCUCACAGGGUGCAAUACCAAACCAGGCUGCGCCGUCUAAUCGACAUGUUAACUCCCUGCCGCACACGCAAGUGCCAAACAACCCUGGUUCAUCAGUGGGGCAACGCCAACCAUACAAAGCUGUUUACAACUACAAGCCACAGAAUUCAGAUGAGUUGGAGCUCAGAGAAGGAGACAUUGUGCAAGUGAUGGAGAAAUGUGAUGAUGGCUGGUUUGUAGGUACGUCAGAACGGACUCGUGCUUUUGGGACUUUUCCGGGGAAUUACGUGGCACCGGUUUGACCUCCCCACUUGCUGCUUGCCCACAUCCACCUGGAGCCGAACCAAUCACUUACACUCACUCCAACAGAUCCUGCUUUGACACCCCAGCGUUUCUUCAUCCCAAUUACCCAACCACACUCCUACAUCUGGUUUAGUCAGACCUGCAUGAUCUCUCUGUUUCCUAGAACAGAGGUGAAGGCAGGGACAUAUCUCACCUCACCUCCCUGCAUGAGUGCAUGCCUCUCUCUCUCUCUCUCUCUCUCUGAGUGUGUGUGUGUUCCACUGAGACAUGGAGUGUUUUCAAACACACCACUUGAGAGGAAAUAAUGAAUGCUGAUGAUACUGUUUCAGAUGCAAAGAAUGGACUUUUUUGUUCCACAACCAUUUGCAGCUGCAGGAAAUUUGCAUUCCUUCCCACUGAAUAACACUGUUCCCUCUGAGGUCCUGAUACAGUAUGAUGUUGCAUUCAGCUCUUUGUCACCACAGUGCCAUCACAAACCACUGCAAAGAAUUUUUUGAAUUGGGGUGGCACAUUUUUUCUGGCAUUUCAGUUGAUUAAUGUUUCCCCUCAAAUAUCUUCCUCAGAUUUUCUUUCAGAUCUCUGAAAAUACCCUGGGCAAGUUUGAGGAAACAACACCAAACAUCUGUAGACAUGUGUCUUUUUUUCACAAGAGUUUCAUGUCUUAAAGUGAAGUGCAGUAAGGGCUCGGACAAGUCAAGAUACGUUUACAGCCCUUCACUUGGCUAUGCAGAAGAGCAAAUAUAAUUAUUGCAUGUACUGGUCUUUUAAGCAAGUUAUUCAUUUGAGAAUAUUUGGCUUUUUUGGAUGAUCUUGAGUGGAUGAGAUAGAUUAUGUUCUGUUCUGUAAUAGAAGUUGCUUUACUCUGAAAUUAAAUGUUGAACCUCUGUAAGUCGUAAAAGAUCAGCUCCAAGUUAAAUCUAGACAAUUCCUCCACAGCAAAUGGUUUAAUGAUCUUUUGAAGUUAAUGCUGUACGUGCCAAAUCUAACCUUUCGUGUUCCUCUUUUAAAUUCUCCACUGAACAAUACCAGCUGACUUUAUUUCUGCUACAUUUGCAUCUUUAAUGUUUUCUCUGCUUACGGGAUUAAAACUUUCACUUUGACAGUAUUUCCAAACCACUUACUGUAUGUUAUCAGUGCAGCCUUUGACAAAUGUGGCCUUUCUAAGCCUAAUUAGAAAUGCUUAUCAUGAAGUAAUUUUGCAGUUUUAUAUGAUAUAUUCAUGAUUUUACUGUAAAAAAGAAUCAUAUUUAGUAGCCACAGGAGAUGAUUGUACAGACUGUAACCUUUUAUCAAAUUGAAAGUAUAAUAUAUAUUUGCUUAUAAAACAAUGUAUCUUGUGUAUGGUACGCAAUUUUUUAAAAAGCAAUUAAACAUUACAGAGUGAUACUGAGA
Dicentrarchus labrax (European seabass) is the source of this 3743-nucleotide messenger RNA. RefSeq names its product sorbin and SH3 domain containing 3 (gene sorbs3). The transcript is spliced from 21 exons. The record is from RefSeq and is a predicted model, not a curated record. Bases 182 to 2350 code for a protein of 722 amino acids. NCBI's taxonomy places the organism in Eukaryota, Metazoa, Chordata, Actinopteri, Moronidae. Gene Ontology annotation, molecular function: protein binding.